AUAUUAAGCCGGCAGAAAAGAUUAAUUCUCCGAAGAGCUAAGUUCAGAAGUGAUUUCUAGCUGGAUCGUUAAAGUUGAUAAUCCAGACGGUAUAUUCCAGUGUGUUCCACAGAAUGCAAGUGUUUUUAGCAUUGGCCCUGCUAGCGGGCUUGGCUUUGUCGGCGGAUGCCACGAAGCCGCCGCGCUGGGACCCCAACUACAUAGUGAAGGGCACCCUGUACAUACCCUACGCAGAGAUCUCAGAGCCUUUCUAUGCUUGGUAUGACAAGAAUACCAAGCGCUCCCGCAUCGAUUACUACGGCGGAAUGGUAAAGACUUAUCAGCUGGCCGGCGAGGGUCAGUACGGUACGAUGCUGAAGCUGGCCCCGAUCACCACGCUGACGGAGCAAAAUAAGCUUACCUGCCUGCAGGUUAAUGGCACUGCCGACCAGGUCGUGGAGAUCCAGAGCAUAUUGCCCGAUGCUAAACCCUUCCAACUGGUGGGCACCGAAACCUUCCUGGGCUUCACCUGCGAUAAGUUCCGCCUGGAGUCGGUAAUUGGACAAAAGAAGAAUGUGUACACGCUGUGGGUGAGAUAUAAGAAGUCACCGCAUUAUCCCGCCAGCCGGAUGCCCAUUCCCGUGCGCUACGAGAUGAGGGGUUACAACACUUUGCUAGGCUCCCACUACGAUCAUUACUAUUUGGACUAUGAUAGCUACGAGCACGACGAUAUUCCCAAUGAGGUGUUCGAAAUCGACGAUAGCCUCCAGUGCGUGGGAUUCCCUGGACCCGGAACCGGUCAUUAUGCCACCUUUAACCCAAUGCAGGAGUUCGUUACCGGAACGGAAGAGCAUGUGGACAAGGCCUUCCAUCACUUCAAGCAUAAGCAUGGUGUCUCCUAUCGCAGCGAUGUAGAACACGAGCACCGCAAGAACAUCUUCCGUCAGAAUCUGCGCUACAUCCACUCCAAGAACCGAGCCAAGCUCUCCUACACGCUGGCCGUGAAUCACCUGGCCGACAAGACCGAGGAGGAGUUGAAGGCACGACGCGGAUAUAAGUCAUCGGGCGUCUACAACACCGGCAAGCCAUUCCCGUACGACGUGUCGAAGUACCAGGAUGAAAUUCCAGACCAGUAUGAUUGGCGACUAUACGGCGCUGUUACCCCAGUAAAAGAUCAAUCCGUGUGCGGUUCCUGCUGGUCCUUCGGCACCAUUGGCCAUUUGGAGGGCGCCUUCUUCCUGAAGAACGGCGGUAAUCUGGUGCGUCUGUCGCAGCAGGCCCUGAUUGAUUGCUCCUGGGCGUACGGCAAUAAUGGCUGUGAUGGUGGUGAGGACUUCCGCGUCUACCAGUGGAUGCUGAAGAGCGGCGGAGUGCCCACCGAAGAGGAAUAUGGUCCGUAUUUGGGCCAAGACGGGUACUGUCAUGUCGACAAUGUAACACUAGUGGCACCUAUCAAGGGAUUCGUGAAUGUGACUUCCAACGAUCCGAAUGCCUUCAAGCUGGCCCUGCUGAAGCAUGGACCCCUCUCGGUGGCCAUUGAUGCCUCGCCCAAGACAUUCAGCUUCUAUUCUCAUGGCGUUUAUUAUGAGUCGGAGUGCAAGAACGAUGUGGACGGACUGGACCAUGCCGUUCUGGCCGUGGGCUAUGGCAGCAUCAAUGGAGAGGACUAUUGGCUGGUGAAGAAUUCGUGGUCCACCUACUGGGGCAACGACGGCUACAUCCUGAUGUCCGCCCGGAAGAACAAUUGCGGUGUGAUGACCAUGCCCACCUACGUGGAAAUGUAGGAUGACGGUCCAUCCUAUUAUUAUUCUCUGUAAACUUUUUACUAUCCCGCCCCGAGGGCGCUAAAUAUGCAAUAAAUUUUAAUUCUUUUGUAA
Molecule: messenger RNA, 1856 nt
Organism: Drosophila serrata
Lineage: Eukaryota; Metazoa; Arthropoda; Insecta; Diptera; Drosophilidae
Gene: CtsK1
Product: C1 family peptidase 26-29-p
Biological process (GO): proteolysis
Molecular function (GO): cysteine-type peptidase activity
Source: RefSeq, a predicted model, not a curated record